Molecule: messenger RNA, 1350 nt
Organism: Galeopterus variegatus (Sunda flying lemur)
Lineage: Eukaryota; Metazoa; Chordata; Mammalia; Dermoptera; Cynocephalidae
Product: disrupted in schizophrenia 1 protein-like
Biological process (GO): cilium assembly; neuron migration
Cellular component (GO): centrosome; mitochondrion; intermediate filament cytoskeleton
Source: RefSeq, a predicted model, not a curated record
AUGGAGCCUGCCUGGCACCUGCGACCCACACUUCUUGGAACCACCACACAGCUUCCUCAGCCGGUGCUGUCGCUUCUUCCCCAGGCCCUCUUCUUGCAGGGCCUCGCCUUCUUAGGUGGCAUUAUCGAGUCCUCUGGCUUCAUUGCUGACUGGCCUGCCACGUGGCUCCAGUGCUCUUCUCUACAGCGCAGGGUCCACUUUGCCCCAUCCCUGGGCCCCGGCCCCUGCAUGUGGGCCACCCUGUCCUGCCCCCACCUGCCAUGGGCCUCACUGUGCCUGAGCCUGGCCGUCCUGAACCUCCUUGAGCUGGCGCACCCAGCCCCCGUCUCCUGCGUCCGUUCCCCGUGCUCGCUUUCCCUCCACCACAGUCACCACCCCUCCUUCAGUCCCCCUCCAGGUCACCUCCUGGCUGUGGAGGUGGAGCUGCCGCAGCCUGGCUUGUCUUCUCCUGGAGCCGUGCAGUCCUCGAUGGCAGGGACUGUGCAUGGCAGCCGGGACUGCUUGCCACUGGCAGCGUUGCCCUGGAGGCAGCAGCUGGCAUGGAAGCCAGGCUACAUGAGAAGUGUGUCUGGGCCCAGGAUCGGGCUCCUCUCCCCAGCUGCGGGCAUGCCGCUCUGGGUCCCAGGAGGGGUGUGCGGAGAGGAGGCCCACUGCUCCGAGUCCCAGGCCCGCUGGUUCAGCCUUGACCCGGGAGGCCAGUGGCAAGGCCCCUCGGUGGGGAGCCCGGUCUCCAGGAGCACAACGGCCUCUGCUGUGAUCCCUGCGAGAAGAACCACCCCACGCUUUGGGGUUCAGCUCAGAGCUGGCACCAGACUGCCCGAUGUGCUGACUGGGCUGCGUGGCUGCAGGGAUGUAGGGCGUCAGGAGGAGUUUUCUCCCAUGGACAGUCCUGAGGCCCCUCCUGACUCCCAGGAUGCCGUUGCCUCAAGCUUCGGCUUCAUGCAGCUCUCACUUGGUCCUGCUGGGCAACGUGGAGAAGCAGAAGGCUGCCCACCCCCCAGAGAGGUCAAGCCCCCCCUCCAGAACCCCCUGGUGACAGGACCGGAAGCUGCCAGCUUGAACAGGCCCCCAGGGAGCAGCUCCAGGCCAGAGCGCGAGAUCUUGAUACUGGACAUGGACACAGGCUCCUACCGCUCCCCAGAUCCCUCGUUGACUGGGUCCAGUUGUGACCCGGGUGGCAUCGGGGAUGCCCACUGUUGGGACACCCUGCUCAGGAUGUGGGAGCCUGUGCUUCGAGACUGCCUGCUGAGCAACUGGAGGCAGGUGGAGGUCACAUCCUUGAGAUUAAGGCUUCAGAAACUUCAAGAAGCAGCAGUCGAAAAUGAGAAUUAUGGUAAAGGUGAGUUUUAG